Molecule: messenger RNA, 582 nt
Organism: Monoraphidium neglectum
Lineage: Eukaryota; Viridiplantae; Chlorophyta; Chlorophyceae; Sphaeropleales; Selenastraceae
Exons: 5
Coding region: 1-582 (193 amino acids)
Source: RefSeq, a predicted model, not a curated record
AUGCCCACCAUCCCCCCGCGCGUCACCAGCUGCGACGCGCCGCCCCCUGCUCUGGUGGAGCAGGCCGCCACCUGCGGCCGCUGCCGCGCAGAGCUGGGGGCACGCGGGCGGCUGUGCACGCACUGCCGGCUGGACGAGGCGACGCUGCAGUGGGAGCUGCGGCUGUUCACGCUCACGACGCGCGCGCUCGCGCUCGGUGCGGCGGUGUCAGCAGAGGCGGCCGCGCGCCAGGCGCAGGCCCAGACGCUCCGCCGCAUCGGCCGGGGCGGACUCAACGAGACAGGGCUGGAGGGCGGCGGCGGCCUGGACGGCGGCGCGUCGGGCUCUGGCACUGCUGACCUGGCGCUGCUGGAGGGGGGGCGGCGCGGGGACGCGCUGGUGGCUGAGACGCAGGUGUUCCGCCACCCCUCCGAGGCGGAGCGCACUCUGAGGCUGCUGAUGCAGCAGCUGGCGCGCCACGGCGGCAGGCAGCAUGCCCCCAUAGUGAAGGCGGCCCAGGCCCACCUGGAGCGGCUUGAGGCCACGCGGCGCCUCUUCCUGGCGGCACGCUCCCUCAUGCUGGCCCAGCGCAUGCUGCUGUGA